Messenger RNA from Emys orbicularis (European pond turtle), 858 nucleotides. RefSeq names its product epoxide hydrolase 3 (gene EPHX3). NCBI's taxonomy places the organism in Eukaryota, Metazoa, Chordata, Testudines, Emydidae. The transcript is spliced from 5 exons. Gene Ontology annotation, molecular function: hydrolase activity. The record is from RefSeq and is a predicted model, not a curated record. The coding region runs from base 1 to 858 and encodes 285 amino acids.
AUGCUAACGGACAACAUGGCAGCCAUGUUCUACAUCAGCAAGCAGGGAAGAGCGCGCUCCUCCACCGUGUGCCAGGAGGCUAUCCAUCUGUGGAACUUCUGCGUGAAGCACGCCAUCCACCUCGAGGAUUCCCAUCUUCCGGGAGCCUGGAACGCCCUGGCAGAUCACCUCACUAGAUCUUUCUCCUCUCACCACGAGUUGUCACUUCACCCAGAGGUGACCAGAUACGUCUUCCAGAGGUUGGGGGUCUCCCCAGGCUUUACCAAAUGCAUCCUGGUGGGGCAUGACUGGGGCGGCACCAUCGCGUGGAAGUUCGCCAUGAAUCACCCCAACAUGGUGGAGAAGCUCAUUAUCAUGAAUGCCACCAACCCGGCCGUGCUUAAAGAGUACGGAGGAGGCCACCCCUGCCAGCUGCUGCGCUCCAGCUACAUAGUCAUGUUCCAGCUGCAGAGGCUGCCUGAACUGCUCUUGUCUUUGGGUGACUUCCAGCUGUUGAAGGACACUUUGGGAGGCAGGAAGGGAGGAAUCCAGAACCCUGAGCGGCGCCUGACGACACAGGAGCUGGAGGCCUACAUGUUCAGCUUCUCCAAGCCCAGAGCGCUGACGCCACCCCUCGAUUACUACAGGAACAUGCUCAGCAGGAGCUCCAUGCAGUGCAAGGACGUGCUGGUGCCCACGCUGGUGAUCUGGGGGGAGAAGGACGUGUACCUGGAGGCUGGGAUGAUCCCCCUCCUGGAGCAGUAUGUGCGCAAGCGCUGCCGCGUGCGGCGCAUCCCAGAGGCCAGCCACUUUGUCAGCGAGGACCAGCCCGACAAGGUCAAUCAGCUGAUCUGGAGCUUCCUGCGGGAGAGUGACUGA